Messenger RNA from Drosophila ananassae, 512 nucleotides. RefSeq lists its product as uncharacterized. Gene Ontology annotation, cellular component: nuclear body; cytoplasmic U snRNP body. Bases 1 to 438 code for a protein of 145 amino acids. The transcript has a single exon. Gene Ontology annotation, molecular function: histone pre-mRNA DCP binding; U7 snRNA binding. The record is from RefSeq and is a predicted model, not a curated record. Lineage: Eukaryota; Metazoa; Arthropoda; Insecta; Diptera; Drosophilidae. Gene Ontology annotation, biological process: mRNA 3'-end processing by stem-loop binding and cleavage.
AUGCAACAAUUUAGCUCGCGGGAAAAGUACUUGAUCUCCAACACCCUCAACUGCUGGCCAGUGAUGCUCCAAGGCCACUCAGUGCUCAUAGAUCUACACAAUGAAACCUCGGUGGCAGGAGUAAUCGACAUAGCCGACGGGCACAUGACCUGCGAACUUUCGAACGCCGUUUUCAUCGAUCGAAAUGGUGGCCAGCAUCCAUUCGAUCACUUCAUGGUGCGCAACCGGAUGAUCCGGCAAAUUCACAUUCCUACGCAUAUCGACGUGGAGCAAGAACUGCGACAGGCCAUGGAACGGGGAGUCCUUCGGAAGGAGCGAGUGAAACCAAAGACCGGAAAACGAACGUUUAAGCAGAAACGAGCGGAGAUGAGACACAUGGAAACGCUUCAGAUGAUGUCGCAGCAAUGGGAUGCGGACAAAAAGGAACCAGAGAAAUAAACUUAUCUACAUAUGUAUACCACAUAAGCACAUCUUUAUUUAUUUCAGGGAAAUACAAACUUAGUUUGAUUGCA